AUGUUUGCAUUCGAUAUGUUGUCUGCAAUCAUACUCGUUGUGCUUUUCUCGCAUGCAGGUAAUGCUGCUUCUGCUGUUGUUGAUAAUAAUCAGUAUUUGUUGAAAUUAAAUGAAGAAAUUUUAAAUAAAUUACGAAUAUCCUCGGAUCGUCUACUAACAGCAAAUGCCUAUCAAGAAUUUGAAUUAUUCAAUGAUUAUCAGUGUGCUAUCGAAUGUAUUAAAGAUAAAAACAGCUGUACUGACUAUGCAUUUAACGAUCAAACUCACAUAUGUUUAUUAUUCGACGAUUCAACUGAAACAAUCGAUGAGAAUGUGAUCAAAUUGCGUAAAAUCUUGAAACCAAAGCCGUGUGAUAGUGUUAAAUGUAAAUCUGACGCUAUUUGUCUCGAAGAUGAAAAGCCAAGAUGCGUAUGUCUAAACGGAGAACCCACACCCGAAAACUGCGAUAAGAUAGAAAUUGGUACAUGGACAGAUUACAAUGAAUGGUCAACAUGUAGUGUAACAUGUGGUGAAGGCUUUCAAUUCCGAAAACGCGACUGUGUCACCGUAAAUGAUACGAAUCAAAAUAUUUCAAGUGAGAAGUGUAUUGGUAAAGAUACAGAAAUACAACCAUGUACUGUGACAUCAUGUCCAGUAUAUGGACUGUGGUCAUCAUGGACGCCUUGUUCAACAUUUUGUGGCAUUGGUAUAAAACAACGUAAUCGUUCUUGUAUUCCGCCAGGUUCAAAUUGCGGAAAUUACACUUUUGAACAGCGAGCUUGUGGUGAAGCUCAUUGUCAACGCGUUGCUGGUAUCAAAGAAACAGAGCCCGACAAACAUUCAAUGAAAGGUUAUUUAGCUAUACGAGAAGGAGAUAUUCUCUGUGUUUCACAAGAGAGUGGUGCGGUGGUUAAACAUAUGGCUGAUUUAGUAUGCAAAUCAAUUGGUUUUACUCGUGGAUCUCAAUAUGCUGUUCUUACUCCAAUUUUAAAUAAUUCCUCAUGCUAUCCUGGCAUUAUUUGCGAUGGUACAGAGAAAACAUUUUAUGAUUGCAAAUUUGAUCGAACAAAAAUGUCAUCUAAUAUUAAUGAACUAUUUGCUAUUAUAACUCGAUGCAUAGUUGAUGGUGGAUUUUCUGCAUGGUCAGAAUGGUCUUCAUGUACUAAAUCAUGUGAUACUGGUCAAACAACUCGUUCGCGAACAUGCACCGAACCGACACCAUCUGAACUUGAACCUGAGACUAUCUCUGCAGACUCUUCAUUGGCAGGAAUGAAUUGUACAGGAGAAUAUGCGCAAGUUAAAACUUGUAAUGAACAACAAUGUUAA
Rotaria socialis is the source of this 1305-nucleotide messenger RNA. NCBI's taxonomy places the organism in Eukaryota, Metazoa, Rotifera, Eurotatoria, Philodinida, Philodinidae. The record is from the annotation of a GenBank genome assembly.